UCGUGGAGGGGGAGGGGCGUCCGGUCGACAGGCAGACAGACAGCAGGCAGCAGCUGCGGCGACAGCACCCGGCACCGUCAACUCUGCAUUAAAACAUUCACAGCGUUUCAGCUUUCAGCCCCGAACUCAGCGCAGACAGCGACACACACACGGCCCAGAAAACAGAAAAUGGUAGACCGCGAGCAACUGGUGCAGAAAGCCCGGCUGGCUGAGCAGGCGGAGCGGUAUGACGAUAUGGCCGCUGCCAUGAAAUCGGUCACAGAGCUGAAUGAACCACUCUCCAACGAGGAGAGGAACCUCCUCUCUGUGGCUUACAAGAACGUGGUUGGGGCGAGGCGUUCAUCCUGGCGGGUAAUCUCCAGCAUCGAGCAGAAGACUUCGGCUGACGGCAAUGAGAAGAAGAUCGAGAUGGUCCGAGCAUAUCGGGAAAAGAUAGAAAAGGAGCUGGAGGCCGUCUGCCAGGAUGUGCUCAACCUCCUCGAUAACUUCCUGAUCAAGAACUGCAACGAUACGCAGCACGAGAGCAAGGUGUUCUACCUGAAGAUGAAGGGCGACUACUACCGUUACCUGGCUGAGGUGGCCACGGGGGAGAAGAGAGCUUCUGUGGUGGAGUCCUCCGAGAAGUCGUACAGCGAGGCCCACGAGAUCAGUAAGGAGCACAUGCAGCCCACCCACCCCAUCCGCCUGGGCCUGGCUCUUAACUACUCCGUCUUCUACUACGAGAUCCAGAACGCCCCCGAGCAGGCGUGCCACCUGGCAAAGACCGCCUUCGACGACGCCAUCGCUGAGCUGGACACCCUGAACGAGGACUCCUACAAAGACUCCACUCUCAUCAUGCAGCUGCUACGAGACAACUUGACGCUGUGGACGAGCGACCAGCAGGACGAUGAGGGAGGCGAGGGCAACAACUAAGGAGUCGGAAACCUAAUUUUGCCAAAACAACACAACAUGCGCGCUCUAAAGAUAAUAAUUGUUUAAAAAGUUCUUAAUUUUAAAAAAAAAAAAUCAAAAACAACGGGAGGGUUGGGUGGGGGCGGUGGAACAUUGGCGGCCAGUUUAGCUGAUGGUAGCGAUGCGGCUGCUGUUCUUUAUUUUUCCACAAAUUAAACGUGAAUAAUGGUAGAAGGGAAGAUGUGUUUAUUUGGAAAAAUAAGCUAAGACUAAAAAAAAACAAACAAAAAAAAAAUAACACAUGGAUCCCUCUUCUUGACGGCCUCUGCAACAUUUGCCAAAAUACGACUUUAGAAGUAAGACGUGUGUCGUUCACCACGGUUUGAAUAUUUGGGAUCCAGCGCUUUCCCAACAGGCAGGCUGGUCUCAUGGAGUAAAUGAAGCGGAGCUGUCUAAAUGCAUU
Messenger RNA from Nematolebias whitei (Rio pearlfish), 1354 nucleotides. It is a transcript of the gene ywhag1, whose product is annotated as 3-monooxygenase/tryptophan 5-monooxygenase activation protein, gamma polypeptide 1. Lineage: Eukaryota; Metazoa; Chordata; Actinopteri; Cyprinodontiformes; Rivulidae. Gene Ontology annotation, cellular component: cytoplasm. Bases 169 to 912 code for a protein of 247 amino acids. The transcript has 2 exons. The record is from RefSeq and is a predicted model, not a curated record. Gene Ontology annotation, biological process: signal transduction. Gene Ontology annotation, molecular function: protein kinase C binding.